UCUCCGCCCCGCCCCGCCCCGCCCCGCCCCGCCCACUCCCAACCUGCCUUCCUGCCUUCCUGCCUCCGCCCUGCAAUGGUUAACCUGGGCCUAUCUCGAGUGGAUGAUGCGGUGGCUGCCCGACACCCGGGGCUCCAGGAAUAUGCCGCCUGCCAAUCCCAAGCCUUCAUGAAAGGCAUCGUCACAUUCAUCACAGCAGGCACUGGUGCAGCCUUCUUCUUACAGAAGUUCCUCCAGAGAAAGCUGCCCUAUCCCAUGCAGUGGACUGUGCUACUGGCCAUGGUUGCAGGCUCAAUUGGAAGCUAUGCAGUGACCCGGGUGGAAACACAGAAAUGUUCUAAUCUCUGGCUCUUCUUGGAGACUGGACAGCUCCCCCAGAACCAUGCCCCAGAGCAGCCCUCUCCAGAACCAAAACAGAAGAAAAAUCAGUAUGGGGAUGUUCUGGAGUAAGAGUCCUCCAUUAUUUUGUCUACAACAUCAUGACUUUUUCAGCAAUGCACAAGCACCCCAUAUUCCAAUUCUUAUAUAUAUACAUAAAAGGUAUUCUAACAUUCUGUGCAGUCUACUGUCUUCGUGCUCUAUAAGGAUAAUUUAGGGUUGUGACCUAAUCUAAGUUUGCCAAAUAAAAUACCCAAGUCAGUUUGGAAAUCUAUGGUGGUUUAAUCAACAUAUAGGGAAGAAAUCAAGGAGAAGAGAGAGGGAAUGGUAUAGGAUUUCUCCCGCCUGGCCUGUGCCAGGCGAGUUCAAAGUCCUCCACCGUGAGAUCUUUGAAGAUUAGAGGCUUUCUCUAAGAGGAUAGUGUUUGGAAGGUAAAAGAGAAAAAUCAGCCUAAACUCUGAGAGAUCUCAGAGAUGACACCUCACCUGAACUAGGUUACUAGGCUUCCUCCAGUAUGGUAUCAAGGAAAACACCAAUAAACCUGGACAAUAGCAGCCAACAUGCUCAUCAAGCUAUCGCCAGCCACCUCUCCACCAUCCAAGAGGCCCGAGAGAGGAAGUGACGCGAAAUAUAUAGACAGUUUUAUAUCACUUUCCUGCAUCUCACAUGUACCAAUAUCUUAGAUUUGACUUAGGACAGCCCAGGGGUCUGUCAGCUGUUUCUUUUUUGUCAUUUGCUAGCACAUGUCUAUCCUAGGCCAUCCUCCUACAUACUUAAUCCUUAAGUAUGGGUGUAGACAUUUCUGAUUUUGUUAGACUAAGUAGGGUGGAGUAAUGUAAAGUUCACAGCUCCCUAACCAGAAGGACUGGAGAUGAAGGGUGACUAGAACUGGUGUGAACAGUGGGAAAGAUACUUAAAACUGUUUUGAGUAAAAGAUACUAUGUUCCAUCAACACUCUUAGAGGGUUAGUUUGGGGGAGUGAGAAACAGGAAACACAAGGGGUGAUUCCUUCAUUCAUCAACUGCUUCUAAGAUCUCCCAUGUUUGGCCUCUCUGGUAUCAAAAAAAUAGAAUUGAAAAGGGCUCAAAGUAAAGUGGGCUAAUAUACAAAUGAGGGCCUUCUCAUUCUUCCCAGCUUGUUCCCCUAGAGAUUAUAAAUGGGGGAAGUUGAGAAGCAGACCUGGAACAAAAAUUGAGCAUUUUAACAUACACAUUUAAAGAAUGAAUAAGGUCUAAGGACUGUGUUUAGUGUUGAAAGAUAUACAAAAUUUAUUUAAGGCCUAGUCCUUGCCCUCAUACAACUUAGUUUUGAAUACGUUCGUAAAAUAUAUGCACAAGUAACAAAAUAAGAGCAUGGUAAAUACAAAACAAAAAUGCAAACAAAAUGCCGCAGCCUGAGAUAUUAUGCCAUGUAGGGAAAAGAAAAAAGAUGGGGAUAGCACCACACACACACACACACAAAACCUGAUAUAAAGUCAAAAAUACAUUUGUCUUAAGUGAUUCCUGUGCCCUCAACUUGGCUCUGGGGUCAUCAUUCAGAUCCACAUGAGUAAAAUGCCCAGUUAACCUGACGAGAUAAUAAUAAACUUUGACUUUGAAAGGAACCAUAGAAAGGAUCAUUUUACAGAUGAAAAAAACUGAGGUCUAGAGAGGUGAAAAGGUUUGUCUUUAGAUGAACUGGUAAUAAGUAAAGGUGGGAUUUGAAUCUAGGUUCUUUGUUUCCAAAUCCAACGCCCUUUCAACUAUAUCAAAUGAAUAAUUCCCUCUCCUUCCCCAAUAUUGGAGUGUUAUUAGUUUAAUUACCAUAAGAUUCAUUUUACUUGGUCCAAGAAUAAAUGCCCAAGUGACAUCUUAGAGAGUAGGCCACUUUUUGAAAAAACUAGUUGAGUAAUUGUAGGUUUAAGACUAGGGUUCUAUGAGAAUUGAGAAUCCUAGACUGUCACAGAGCUCCACUGAGCUCACAAUUAAUGAGACAAUCUGAUCAGAGACAUUACUUAGCCCAUCGAGCAGAGUAGAGGAAGGUGGGCAGGUAACACCAGAGCUUUGAGAGCUUCCCCCCUGGGGGAAAAGAAAGAAGACUUGAGAGGGACCCGUGAAUGUCACCAUGAGGGUCAAGGAAAUAAAUAGCCUGAAGGAUAGAAUCCAUGAGCUAAAGACCGUCAUCAAGUUCCAAG
Molecule: messenger RNA, 2551 nt
Organism: Monodelphis domestica (gray short-tailed opossum)
Lineage: Eukaryota; Metazoa; Chordata; Mammalia; Didelphimorphia; Didelphidae
Gene: TMEM141
Product: transmembrane protein 141
Source: RefSeq, a predicted model, not a curated record